AAAAACCUAUAGCGGAAAAACUUUUCCAUCGGAGGAGUUUUGUAACCGUCCGAGAAAAGCAAUCAGCUGUGCAGACACGGCGCCGUACGCAUCAUCCGGUCAAGUGUAUGAAUCAGAGUUUGUGGUCACCUGGUGACAGACCGUCAAAAUGUGAAGAAAAAAGUUAUUUUAAGAUUUUAGAAUAGUUAAAUGUUUAUUAUUUCCCCAAAAUAUGCAAGAUUAGGCCUAACUUUGCGUGGGCCUUUGGAUGCCGGCUAACCAAAAAAGGGUGUCAACAACAUUGAUUUUUUAAGUGUGUGUGAUCCAACCUCCAAGGCUCUCGCCUACUUCAUGUUUAGGAUUGUUUUUUAUUUCACUUUUGAUUUCUGGUGUCCACGCCAAAACUUUCUUUAGAUCGUAACCACCUGUAUGUGUACACGUAAACAGGGAGCGAUUCUUCCCAUCAAUAAGUAGCGAAGCAGACGAUCUUUCCAGCUGAUUUGUUGUAUCGUGAAAGUGUUUGUUUUGGAAUCGUUUUGUUGACAUUAUUAGCUCCAUGGAGCUGAUAAUGGAAAAUCAUACUAAUGGAACUAAUGGGGAACAAGAUCCUAGUUUGAUUCAAUAUGAAUCUAGUUUGUAUAAAUUUAAAGAUGAACGUGAUGCCAUACAGAAGAAAACCUUCACCAAAUGGGUCAACAAGCACUUGAAAAAGGCUAAUAGAGAAAUAUUUGAUCUCUUUGAUGACCUUAGAGAUGGACUUAACCUUAUAUCUCUCCUUGAAGUACUUUCAAGUGAAAAACUGCCUCGAGAGAAAGGAGUUCUGCGAUUCCAUAAACUCCAAAAUGUACAGAUAGCAUUAGAUUUCCUCAGAUAUAGAAAGAUAAAGCUUGUUAAUAUUAGAGCAGAAGAUAUUGUUGAUGGAAAUCCAAAAUUAACAUUAGGACUUAUAUGGACAAUAAUCCUUCACUUUCAGAUCUCAGAUAUUAUUACACAUCAAACAGAUGAGCGAAUUAGCGCAAAAGAAGCGCUUCUACGGUGGGCACAAAGAACAACAGAUCGCUAUCCCGGUGUGCGUGUUGGCGACUUCACCAAAAGCUGGAGAGAUGGCCUUGCAUUUAAUGCUAUCAUUCACAGAAAUAGACCUGAUCUCGUCGAUUAUCGCUCCUGCCUAAAACGAACAGCCAGAGACAAUCUUGACAGUGCUUUUACUAUUGCUGAACGCGAGCUUAAUGUCACAAAACUUCUAGAUCCUGAAGAUGUUGAUACUCCAGAGCCAGAUGAGAAAUCUCUUAUCACUUACAUAUCUUCUUUAUAUGAUGUUUUCCCUAGGCCUCCUUCUCAUAACCCAUUUGCGGCUGAUGACGAAAAAUCACGUAAAGUGGAAGAAUAUAAAGAUUUAUCAAGCUCUCUCUUCUUGUGGAUGCGAGAAUCUUUAUCAUCUCUUCAGGACAGAAAUUUUCCGAAUACUUUAGUCGAAAUGAAGUCAUUACUGGCUGAUUGUACACGAUUUCGAGUUGAAGAAGUACCACCGAGGUUACACGAAAAACAACGAUUAUCUCAUCUUUUCCGUGAAAUUCAGAAGAUGCACGUAGAAGUUAGUGAGGAGCUUCGUUAUGAAACUUUAGAAAGGCUUUGGAAUAAAGUUAUGGCUGCUCAUCAAGAGCGUGAUCAAGCUAUUCAUGAUGAGAUAGCUAGGCUUGAGAAACUUCAAAGGUUAGCUGAAAAAGUUCACAGAGAGACUAAACAAUGUGAUGGAAAAAUGGAUGACAUUGAACGGCAUAUUGCUGAGGAAGAGAAAAGAGUUCAACGUCUUCAUCCUAAUGAUGUCAAAUAUAACUGUGAUCAAAUCGAUGCAGAGCUCAAACAUGUAGAAGAUAGUUUAAAAUCCAUGUCCAGGGAUGUUCAAACCUUAAGAGAUGGCCGGUAUCAUCAAGCUUUGGAACUUCACAAACGGGUUCAACAGCUUCACGAAAGAUUUUUAACUUUACGAAUGCAUUUCCAAACGAGAUUGUUGAAUGUUCUUGCUACAAGAUCUUUAAAAGCAGAAGAAAAGAAAGUAUCCAAACCUAAACCAUUGUCUCUUGAAAAACUCAUUGAAACAAACAAGCACUUUAAGUUCUUGCAAGAAUGUAUUGAUUGGGUACAUAAUAAAUUAAAAUAUUUAGAAGAAGCAGACUAUGGAACAGAUCUUCAAAGUGUUCAAAUUUUACUAGAACAACACCAUACAGAGCAUAGGCUAAUUGACCAGUUUCAGAAGAAUGUUGAUCAGUGCUCUUCACAAAAAUCCCAAUUCAGAGGGGAAGAACUUGAACUAUAUUGUAAAUUAUUAUCAAAGCUUGAAAAAGGAUAUUCAGAAGUUUUAGUUUUAUCAAACAAAAGAAUGAGUGAUUUAGAUACACUGCUAGACUUUAUUCAGUCUGCAACCAAUGAGCUUAUUUGGAUGAAUGAAAAAGAAGAAAUAGAAAUCAACAGAGAUUGGAGUUCUAAAACAUUAAAUAUUCCAGAAAUUGAAGAUUAUCAAAGAGCUUUAACUAUUGAGCUUGAAAAGCGUGAAGUUCAGUUUAAUUCUGUUCAAGAUCGUGGUGAAAGUCUAGUCUUGCAAAAGCAUCCAGCUUCAAAGUGCAUUGAGGCUUAUCUUGCUGCAAUGCAGACCCAGUGGUCAUGGUUGUUACAGUUGAUGUCCUGUCUUGAUGUUCAUUUAAAAUAUGCCUUCAUUUAUCACCAAUUCUUUGAUGAUGCUAAAGAGUGCCAACAGUGGUUGAAACAGAUAGAAAACCGUUUAUCCACGACUUAUAGCCGUCAAAACUUUUCAAUUGAUGAAGGAGAGAGACUCAUGAAGGAAAUGCAAGAUCUCAGAGAUGAGCUCAGUCACUACAGCAAUGUUGUCUCAUCACUCAUUGAACGCAGUAAAGAUAUUGCCCCUCUAAAACAGAGACGUCAACCGCUACCCAGACCUCUUAGGAUCACAGCAGUCUGCUCUUUUAAACAACAAUCUAUGACUGUUAGCAAAGAUGAACAGUGCUGGCUCCAUGAUAAUUCCAAUAGAACAAAAUGGAAGAUCAUUAACUCUCUUGGAAUGGAAGGCAUGGUACCUAGUGUAUGUUUUGUUAUCCCACCUCCUAAUCCAGAAGCUUUGGAACUGGCUGAAAGUUUAAAAAAACAAUUUGAAGCAAUUGUUAAUCUUUGGACUUCAAAGCAGCGUAAACUAAGACAAAAUAUGAUAUUUGCUACCAUUAAAAUUAUAAAAUCUUGGGAUAUAACAAAGUUCCGUAGCAUUGAACCUUUGCAACGAGAGAGCAUCAUCAAAGCCUUGAAUGAAGACACUCAAAAACUGUUAAAUGAAGGAUCAAGUGAUGACCCUGCCCUCAAGAGACUUCAGGAAGAAAUAGCCUACUGUAACAAAUUAUUUGCAGACUUACAACGCAUGCUGGACCAAGAUGAAGUUGAUAAGCAAAACAAAAGUCAAGCUCGCAAAUUUAAUGACUUAUGUGCUUCUGUACAAAGUACUUUGACUGAUAAAGAAAGAAUACUGAAACAGAAAACUCAAGCACCCAUUCCUCGUAGCAAAGAAAUCGUCAAUCGUCUCGUGCAAGAACAACAGGAUUUUGAAUCAGAUUUACAUGCCUUUGAACCUCGAGUGGAUGAAGUUCGUGAAGCGUUCCGUGAGUUAUCAGUGAAAACAGCAGCUUUGCAGUCACGUCAUGACUCGGUGAUAGAAUCGUGGAAUAAUUUAUGGUCUAUUUCCAGCUUGUAUGUAGAACGAAUGAAAGCUGUUGAAUUGACUUUAUCUCAUUAUGAUGAUGCUUCUCAAGCGACUUCUCAUGCAGAGUUGCAAUUAAUUUCACUUGAUGAGGUGCCCAAUGAUACUGAAAGUGCUGCCAGAGUUGAAGAAAAUUUAAGAACAUUGAAAAUCGAGAUGCAACUGAAGCAAGUGUUGUUUGAGCAAGUUUCUCAAAGUGUUGUAAAUGUUCGUCAUUUUGUUGAAUUAAGUCGACCCAAUCAAUCUGUACACACAGAUGUAACUAAAUUAGAAGAAGAUGUGAAGAAGGUGAGGCGUCGUUGGGAUCUUGCUGGCACUCAAGUCAAUGAUAGGCUUAAAGCCUUAGAAACGUCUAUGGAAUUACUGCAGAGUUAUAAAGGAAAGUAUAAUGAGCAGAAAGCAUUUGUUAGUCAGAUGAGUACUAAAGUGGAAUCCAUGAAAGCAGUUAGCCGGAUGGAUUCUCGUGAGAUGCAUCAUGCAAUUGAGUCUACAACGAGCACUUACCAUACUUUGAGUCAAAGAAAAGCUGCUAUAGAAGAUGUGAACGUAGAUGGAGGUCGAUAUUUGCGAGAAGCAAAGAUGUAUGAACUGCUCCUGAAACAGUAUCAAGAAAGCAUUGAAGAUAACCCUGCUGAUUCCAAUGCCAAGAAAGCUAAGUUAAUAUCAGAGACUGAAAUUAUUAGUCAAGAAUUAGAUGAACUUAAUAAGGAGUAUACAGAUUUGGUCAAUUCUGUGUUACAAAGGUUGAAUGAAUUGAAAAGUUUAGUUUCUAGUCAAGAGGGACAAAAGUUUUCUGUUCCCACCAUCAUUCAAGCCACACCAAUUACUCUGAAGACGUAUCGCACUGAACUCAUCUUGGAACAAGUUCCUUUCUAUCACAUAUCCAAUCACACACAAUUUAACACCCCAUUUUCAGAUUUAAGUAACUCCACACACCAAAGAAUCAAUCACAUACCAAAUGGGACUGCAUCGAUUGACAUUAAUAUGGAUGAUAGUCAUCCACUUACUCACCUGAGUGGCACAACUCUGUCAUUCGAAGAGGUCAAGUGCAGUCGUAGAUCCAGCAUAUCCAAUUCGUUACUGUCGACCAUUUUUGAAGAAAAAACCAUCCUCGAUCCAUUUACUAAAGAAAAAAUCAGCUUUAACGAAGCUAUUGUUAAAAAUAUCAUUAAUGUCAGUACUUUGAAGUAUUACUUCCUUAAAACAGAAUAUACCUUUGAGGAAGCUGUUGCCAAAGCUUUUAUCGAUAAGUAUUUUUUUGACACUAUUCAUCAGUAUUAUGGAGUCUGUGAUCGAAAGAUGGAACUUACAGUUUUAGGUGCUAUCCAAAGAAAAUUUAUAAAUACUAACACAGGAAGUUUUCAUGAUCCAAAGAUUCAGUCUGAUAUUUCGAUAGAAAAAGCUGUAGAAAUGGGUUUAGUUAAGGGUGAUAAAGUUCUGUUUUUAAUUACUAAUAAUAUUAUAUCUUGUACUCGGUACACUAUCUCCGAAGCUGUCAUUAAAGGUUAUUUGGAUCCAGAUUCUGGAUUAUUUGUUAGUCCUCAUACUGGGAAGAUUUUAUCAAUUCCUGAAGCCUAUACUAUAGGCCAUUUAUAUACUGCUGCACCCAUCAUUGAAGACACGUUGUCUUUAUCCGAGUGUCUCUCCAAGGAUUUAAUCACACAAGAGGGCAAAGUUAUUGAUCCUGAUUCUGGUCACUUAUAUUUGAUGGAUGAAGCUUUAAUUCAUGGCAUACUGUCUAAGCGACUCAGAGAAAUCGUAGACCCUAGUAUUGGCAGCAUAGUUUGCUUGCCUGAAGCAAUAAACGACAAACUUAUAAAUCCAGCUACAGGUUCCUACGUACAUCCGCAAACCAAUAAAAUAUUAUCACUCAAAGAAGCUAAAAAAUUUAAUCUUAUCAUACCAUCUAUGACAUUGAAACACGCUUUUGAAUGUGGAAUUAUUGAUAAAGAUGGAAACGUUACAAAUAUUUUGAAUUCUUCUAAAAUAUCCUUAAUUAGGGCUGCUGUGAUUGGAAUUAUCAGUUUUGACAUUAAAUGUAUUGUUUGCCCCAAUGAAGAUAAAGUUUUAACAUUAGCAGAAGCUUUAGUUUCAGGAUUAAUAACUCCUGAUUGCAAAUUCAUUGAUGAAAAGUCAAACGAAAUCUUAAACAUUUCGCAAGCCGCGAAUAGAGGAUACCUUGCAUCCGUCGAUCGAAGAAUGGUUUUUGAUAUUGAAGGUUUUAGAGAUACUAAAACGAGUGAGUACAUUAGUUUCAAUGAUGCUGUUUCCAGAAAGAUAAUAGAUAAUGGCAAAAUCUUUGAUAUGAAUACUUCUAACAUUCUGACUAUGGCUGAGGGUAUUAACCAUAAGCUAGUCAUACCUGAAGUGUAUGAAAUGUUAAUUAAACCGAUUGGCAUUUAUGACAACUCUGGUGAAGAACUUAAUGUUCUAGAUUGUGUUGGGAGAGGGUUGUUGGAUCCCCUUACUGGCUACUUAUUGGAUCCAUUUUCUAAGCGACCUCUCAGGCUAAUGGAAGCAGUUGAACAGAAUAUUAUAACUGAGGAUGGAGCUGUGAUGCUGAAAUCUUUACUUAAUAUUACCGUCACUUUAACAUCAAUUACUAAAACUACAACUAAGUAUGUGACGGUAGCAACUCACAGCAUUGGUGCGGAUUUAAGGAUGACUUUCGAUGAAGCUUAUCAGCGAGGACUUAUUGAUGAAAGGGGUCAUACAUUUGAGGACCCUGUGACAGGCAGUGUCAUGAAAAUAGAAGAAGCUAUUAGUAAAGGCUUUCUUAGCAUAUUACCCACAUCAUCCAUACCACCACAAGGUCACAUUCAACAGUCCGAAGUAACUGUAUUUAGAAAUAAUGCACAAUUCACGUCCCUGAAUGUAGGAAAUAAUUCAAAUUUGGAGAUAAGUUUGAACUCUAAAUUAUCAGAGAGUGAUCUCGAGAAUAACACUUCUAAAAAUCACUCAUUUUUUGAGGACAAUACUAUGCAUGAGAAAUCUAGUAAUCUGUCUGCAUAUGACCCUAAGGGAUUGUUUCAAACACCAAAUGAUUUAGAAAACUGCCACGUGUAUACAAAAUCUGUCACUGAGCAUCUAAAUUCUUCAAAAAUGGAAAUUUCGAACACUUUGCCAAAUUGUAAAUACAAAUUAAAACAACUGGUGGAUGGGGGAGUAUUUGACCUUGACACUGGAUAUUUGAAUUUUGAGAAAAAGUUGAAAUUUACUUUAGAAGAAUCUGUUAUUCAAGGUCUUAUUGGUCCAGAUUCUGCUCUUGUUAAUGAUUAUUCCACAAAUAAAAUGAUAAAUCUUGCUGAUGCUUUCGAUAAGAAAGUUAUAACAACUAUUGGAUCAUACGUUAUCAACAAUAAAAUUAUAAGUAUGAGAGAAGCGGUGGAAAAAAAUUUAAUUAUUUUUGUUGAUAGUAAUGAUAAUUGCAAUGAACAUGAUUUAUCUGAAAAGAGUAUUCUUUUUAAUAAGAUAUACUCUAAUGCUCGAAUGGCAACAGCAGAUGUUGGAAUAAAUGUUGGUGAGGAAAUACAAAAAAGGGAAUUCUCAAAUUUAAGUAAUAAGAUUAAUUUUUCUUCAGCAAUGGAAUGCGUUGAUCAAAAUUUUAGUGCACAUUCUGAUUGUCUGAAGCAGAAAAAAACAGAGGUUGAAAAAACGAUAAUUCCUGUUGGUACUUCAGAAUUCAUUACCAAUUUUGAUUUGAAAAAUGUUUCUGAAUUUUCUUAUGAAAGUGGUGUAACAGCUCAUGAAUUAUUAGGACAUACAUUAGAAACUCCAGUGAUAAUUAAUUCAGUUGAAGUAGUGACUGAAGAGCCUAUGGACCUUGAUUCUGAACAAAUAAAAUCUGAAAUUCAGUCUAAAGAUAUAGAACAUUCUAAAGAUGAAAAAAUAGCAGAUAAAGAUGAGUGUACUGAUGAAAGCAAUUCCAAAAAAUCUUUAAAAGCUCAGUACUCAGUUCCCAGGUUUGAAGUGACAAUUGGUAGAGCUUUGUUAGAUGACCCUGCCAAAGCUGUAGUGCUCAAGAAGGUUAAGAAGAAGAAAGUGUCCCCUAAAGAUGCUGCUGAUAAAGGUGUUACUGAUAAAGAAACUGCUGACAAAUUAAGAGUCGUUGAAAGCUUAUUUGGAGCUGAUGGAAAAUCUCUUUCUCUUGAAGAAGCUGUCAAGCUAAGUUACAUUAAUGGAAAUGAUGGCACAAUCAAAGAUCCGAGAAACAAUGAAACUCUGACUAUAAAUCAAGCCAUUGACAGCGGAAUUUUAGAUCCAGAAACUGGCCAGUUCAACCUUCCUGUUGGUCGUUCUCUAAGUAUACCUGAAGCUGUCAAUCAGGGUCUAGUUGAACCUACACAACAGAAGAUUGUUCAUCCAGAACAUGGGGAACAUUUGUCUAUACAAGAAGCUAUUGUUUGUGAAAUUAUAAAUCCCAUGUCCGAAUUGAAGGAACCAUCAACAGGAAAGAAUGUAACAUUAGAAAAUGCAAUUGAAAUCGGAAUCGUUGAUGGCUCAAAUGGUGAAGUGCAAACAUUUGAUGGGAAAUUGAGUAUGUUGGAUGCGGUGAAGAGAGAAAUUUUUGAACUUUCAAAUCCAGUUCAAAUCAACUUGCCUCCCUUGGCCGCUUCGUUUCCUGUUGCUCUUCGACAAGGAUUUAUUGACCUUAGAGCCAAAACUUAUCAACACCCAAUAAGUGGGCAAAUUGUUUCUAUUCUUGAAGCUAUUAAUCUUGGUUUAAUUAUGACUUCUGGUAGUAAAGCUGAUGAUGAUCAUGCCAUUUAUCUUUUUUCUGCUCUUGAAAAUAAUCUUAUUGAUCCAGAUCAUUUUACUUUAGUGCACCCAAUAACUGGCAAAGCAAUUUCAAUUGAAGAAGCAGUAAAUUCUGGGUUGUUAUUUAUAUCUUCAGAACUACCAAAACAUUCUUUAUUCAUUCCAAAGUCUGGUGAAAUUUAUGUCUUGAAUGAUCUUGUGAGUAAUAAGAAUUUUAAUGUGGAAAUAUAUACUAUAUUCAAUGGAAAUAUUGAAAUCCCUUUGUCCACUGCCUUCUCUCAAAAUCUGCUGCAGCUGGAUGGAGUUGUUGAAAUACUUGACGAACGUAGAAUGUCUGUUUUGCUCGAAUCAAUUAAAGAUAGCUUUAGUUUGAGCCCAUUAAAUUAUGCAAAUGCUGUUUCUUCUGGUUUUUAUGAUAAUAGGCAUAAUGUAUUUCUUGACAUCAGUUCUAAAACUGGUAUUAGUUUUAUUGAAGCCAUUAAACAAUAUGAUGCAUUUAAACAGUGCAUGUUUAAAAACCCAAACACUAUGUCAUUUGUUUCACUUGAAGAUGCAAUUUUCCUGUCAUUAAUAGAUAAAAUAACUGGAAAAUGGUUCGAUACAGUUCAACAAAUGACGUUUUCUUGUUUUGAAGGUUCUGAAAAGGGAGUUAUUAUUUACAUUCCAAAUUUAGAAAAUAAAUGUUUGGAAGAUAUAAAACCAUUGACAAUGCAAGAUAUCAUUGUGAAUAAAAUGUUAAAUUUAGAGGAUUUGAAACUCAAGUUACCUGGUGUCAAUCAAUUGAUUUCAUUAAAUCUGGCUGUAGAAAGAGGAAUUGUAAAACCCACCUCAAUACUUGUCUACAAUCCAAAAUUAAAUAAAUUAAUGCCAUUAAAUGAAGCUCAGGAAAAGGGUUUGACUGACUGUGAAAACGAUAUUUUUAUUCAUCCAGUCACUAGCCAAGAGGUAAGCUGGAAAGAUGCAUUUAAAAGAGGUUUUAUUGUACCAUUACGAAAACCGAUAUCUCUAGAAGCUGCUAUAAGACAUGGAUUCAUCGUUCUCGAUAGUGGUUUAAUAACUGAUCCCAUCACAAAACUGGAUGAUAACAUUGAAAUGGCUGUUAGAAAAGGGAUUAUAGAUGGUAAUAUUUCCCUAAUUUGCGAUACAAAAAUAGAUAAAUUUGUAAGUUUGGAAGACGCUCUUCUCAAGCGACUUGUUUCCAAAUCCGGAAAAGUAAGAAAUACUUUAGAAAAUAAUUGGCUAAAUUUCACUGAUGCACUUAAUCAAGGACUAAUUAGAACUAAACAUCUUCAGAUUUCUUUAAUAGAAGCCAUUGAACAUGAUUUAUAUAAUCCAUGUACUGGAAGAAUUCUUAAUCCUAUGUCUGGCUGUGAUAUGACCUUGAAAGAAGCUCUUGCUUUGGAAUACAUAGAAAGUAACACUAUCAAAAUAAAAGAUCCUAAAACUCGGAUUUAUAUUAGUUUAAAAGAUGCCAUUUCUCAAGGAAUAUUAAAUGAUACGUUGGGGACAUACAGUCACAUAAUUUCAAUUAAUUUGCUGCAAGCUUUAGAUAGUGGGUUUAUAAUCAAUUGCAAUUUUCCUCUAAGUUUACCUGAAACUUUAGAGCAUGACAUGUAUGAUGUAGACUCUGGCCAGUUUCGUCUCCCAAAUGGAGAUACCCUUUGUCUACAGGAAAUGAUAGACAAAGAUUUAGUCAACGCCAACGUAAAUACUAUUUUUGAAACACAUUCCAACACCAUCGUUCCUCUUUGCGAUGCUCAUAGAAAUGUGGAUGCAGUGAAAAACUGUGUUAUUACUGAUCACGCUCAACUAAACUUUCUCGAUGCUUAUGACAUUGGUUUGAUUCUACCAUUUAAAAGAAAACUCACACUUUCAGAGGCUGUUACUAAAAUUUUUUAUGACUCCGAAUCUUGUAUUUUCUUUGAUCCUUUUUCUCAAACAGAACGCUCACUUAAAGAGUCCUUUGAAAGGAACAUCAUUGACGUUUCAACCACAAUAUUUUGUGACAAGUUCAAUCAGAGAGCCUAUUCUUUCCAAGCAGCUGUAAAACAAAACUAUAUUGACCCUAUUCAUGGUAGAGUUAUUACAGACUCUUCACAUUCCAUGUCUUUCCAAGAAGCUUUUAAUAAAAAAAUUCUAGUUGAGAUAAAUUAUUUAUCUCUAACAGAGGCUAUCACAACUAACAUUUAUCAGAAAAAUGUGAAUCGAUUUAUUAAUCCCUUUGAUGGGAAACAAAUGACUUUGGCUGAGGCAAUUGAACUAAAAUUUAUUGAUCAUUGUUCAACUGUAGUAAAAGGCAUAAAUAGCCCUCAAAUGGAUCUAGACGAAGCGAUUGAAAGAAAUAUUGUUGAUGCCCAAAACAGUUUUGUCAAUCUUCCCAAUAAGUUGUGUAUUACCUUAGAUGAAGCUUUAGAGUUGGGUUAUUUAAAUGACAGAAACCCAUGUCUGACUUUGCAACAUGCUAUUAGUAAUGGCUUAUAUGAUAAUAAAACUGGAAAAUUUUCAAUUAAUUCAAAGGUUAAAACUUUACGUGACUGCUUGAAAUUGCAUAUAAUUGAGGGAACACUUCCUUGCUAUUGGGAAGAAAUUUCUAAUAAAGUUCUUUCUUUAGAUGAAACAAUAGUAAAAGGUUUGAUAAAUGGAAUAACAGGAAGAUUUUUUGAUCCCAUAACUUCCAUCGGAAUGCCCUUAGAUGAAGCAUUGCUUAAUGGAUACUUAAUUAAUACUGAAAAACCUCUAACGUUAUAUGAUGCUUUAAAAUUUAAUAUGAUAACUGAACAAGGGAAGUUCGUUAGUCCAAAAAAUGGAAUAACUAUGUCCUUAAGAAAUUCAUGUAAAAGUGAAUUAAUUUCUCCUAAAUUAUCUUUAGUAAAAACAAAUAAAGAUGAACUUCUUUCACUUGAUAAAGCCAUUGAUCUUCAAAUUAUAGAUGAUAUAGCUGGUACAUACACUUUCAAAAACGAAGGAAUCGUAAUUACUUUGAAUGAUGCUUUCAAACAGAAUUUAAUUGUUCCAUUCACAAAACCUCUUGAUUUCGUAGAUGCUCUGAAGAUGGAUCUUUUCGAUAUAGAAUCUGGAACAUUCAUUGAUCCAUUAUGUAAUUCUAAUUUAAAUAUACAGGAAGCAUUGGAUUCUCAUUUGAUAAAAGACGACGUUGCUGUUUAUGACAGUUCUUCCAACACUUUGAAAUCUCUGCAGUUGGCUAUAUCUGAUUGCACAAUAGAUCUUAAUUCUGGAAAGCUUAGAAAUUCUCAAGGUAUCUAUUGCAUAAAUCUACAUCAAGCUAUUGAGGAGAGGCUGCUUGUGAUAAUGGAGCCAGGUUUCAUAUCCAAAAGUCGCUUAAGAAGUUCUCCAUUAUCUACAAAUUUUGCUUGCACUUUGCAAGAGACAUUGAAUAAAGAUUUUAUUGAUAGCAAAAAUACCUACAUCAAAGACCCAGAAAAUAUUGAAUGGCUAUCCAUCGAUCAAGCUGUCCAUAAAGGCGUUCUCAAUUUACGCCAAAAAGUGAUAUUUUGUCAUAUCUCAAAACAGACUGAUUUACUUGUUGUAAAGUAUGACAAUCGUCAGAUGUUUUGUGAAAAACCAUUUUCAUUUAAAGAAGCCUUACAACUCAACCACUUGAACCUCUUUAGUGGAAUGUAUAAAAAUCCCAGCUCGAAUCAGAUAUUCACUCUAAAAGAGUCUAUAGAAUUAGGCUAUAUAGAUUCCAGCUCUGCUAUAGUUAAAGAUACAAAAAACAAGGCAUUUUUGUCCUUGCAGUCUGCAUUUGAAAAUAAUACAUUGGAUGCAAAUAAGGGUAUGGUGAUUGAUUCAAAUACAAAUCAAGUUCUUACCUUGAAGGGGGCUUUGGAUCAAGGUAUGAUAAGAGCCUGUCCAUUCACAUUCUCUCUAUUAGAGGCUCUGCAGUAUGGUUUGUUUGAUGAGAAAUCUGGCCUAAUCUCUAAUCCUUUUAGCGAUAAACCAGAAACAUUAAUGAGUGCUAUAUCAUCUGGCUUAAUCGACCCAUCGUCCACGCUCAUUAAAGAACCUGCAUCGUGUCAUUUCUAUGAUAUCAGCAGUGCUAUCUCGAAAGGAAUUAUAAGCCCCAACAAUGGAAGCCUUCUAGAUUUAGGUGGUUCAACAUCACUUAUGGAUGCAUAUCGUCAGGGGCUGCUGGUACCCUCAGAAAAACGGGUUGCUAUUGAAGAGAAGUUUAGAUUGUAUGUAGAUAAUUCAUCAAAACUGUUAUCUUGGUUACAAGAAAAGGAACUGGAGAUGGCUGAUUUAGGGCUUGUUCGAGAGGAUGCAGAUGAUUUGUACCGACAAAUUAAUACUGCUAAGACCAUUCGUCAAGAACUUGAAGACAAUCAGAGGACAGUAAUGUCCUGCAUUGAUCAAGCACAACAGUUGAUAGAGCAAGGUCAAGAUGUUUUGAGCAAAGAUGAAAUACAUACUGUUCAAAAGAACUCUGAAGUCUUGAAGAAACGUUAUUAUAGAGCAAGCGAUGAGAGUGAAAAACUCCUUAGGCGUUUGAACACUGCACUAGAAGAAUUGCGUAAAUUUUCUAAUGAGCUUAUAAAUUUUAUGGAAUGGCUUAAAGAAUCUCACCUGAAACAGUCUGAAAAAGAGAAGAACUUAGUUGACCUAGAGCAUUUGAAAGAAAAUGCAGAUUCUUAUAAGGCAUUUUCAAGUGAUGUUAUUGCUCAUCAAGCUGAUCUGCGAUUUAUUACAAUAGCUGCUCAAAAAUUUGUAGAUGAAUCAAAGGAUUACUUGAAAGUUUUGAAUAAUUUUCGAACAAAUCUACCUCAAAGACUGGCUCAUUUGGAACCUGGUGAAAGUGAAGUGAAAAUUAAAGUUCAAGAGGUUUCUACAGCCUAUCAAAAUUUGCUCAACAGAAUUGAUCGACUGGGCGAUAAAUUCGGCAUCCUCUAUAACAAGCAACGAAAUUUUGAAGAGUGCAUGGAAAAGGCCACUGCUUGGCUGAACAGUGUUACAAAAACAACAAAAAAAGUAAUCGACGAACCCGUUGCUGCAGAUCCUAGAGCUAUUCAAGAUCAAUUGGAUCGAGUCAAAGCCUUAAAUAUGGAACUGAUUCAACAAGCCCGUUUAAUUGAUGCUGCAAAGCAAGCAGGGAAUUCUCUUCUGGAUGCUUUUGAUGAAGCUGACAUCAGUCCUUCUGAGAAGAGGAAUAUUGAAAAUAAAAUUAAAAGAAUGGAAGAUGAAUAUAAUAAUAUUUGUAAUGCCGUAAAUGGAAGAAGUAAUGAGUUACAAAUGGCACUCUUACAUUCUCAAGAUAUUCAAGAUGGAUUAGACAGAUUAUUGAAAUGGUUGGAUGAUGCAGAAUCAAACUUACGCAAUCAAAACAGACCGGUCAGCUUAAUAAAGGAAAAACUAGAAGAACAAAUUCAGGCUCACAGAGUUUUACUGUCAGAUAUCGAUGGUCAGAAACCUACUUUUGACGCAGUCAAUGAUUCAGCUAGAGAACUUUUAAACAGUUCAAAUCAAAGGUUAGCAAAGAAAAUAGAAUCAAAGCUGAAAGAAGUUAAUCUUAGGUUUGAAAAGUUAUGUGAAAAGGCACAGAAAAGAUCAGAAUUACUUGAAGAUAUAUGCAAAUCUGUUGGUAUCUUUGAAAUUGGUGCCAAAAGAAUGGAAGAGUGGCUGACAGCCAUGUUAGAGUUAAUCCAGAAAAAAGAUUCCAGUGAUUUGUCCAUAACUGAAGACGUCAUGAAUCAAAAAGAAGUUAGAAGAGAAGAGUUUGAAGAAGUGUUGAGAUCAGGCAAAACUUUAGUCAGUAAAAGGGACAUUACUGACACCAGUGUUGUGAAAGAAAGAAUGAGAGCUCUAGAGCAACAGUGGAAAGAACUUGGUGAUUUUGUCUCUGAACAACACCGCAAAAACAAAGAAAAAAUGGAACAACUAUCUGCUUAUGAAGCCUUGAGAGCAAAGAUUUUGGAAUGGUUGACUUCCAUGGAAUUUAAAGUGGAUGCUUUAGAACCUGUAGCUUUGGAUAAAGAGGUGCUCCGUAGACAGUCAUUGGAAAUCAAGACAUUGUCCAAGGAAUAUGCUGAUUACUCAACAACUAUUGACAAAGUAAAUGAUCUUGGAAACAGCUAUGACGCUAUGCUAAAAGGUGAAAGUCCUCGACAUUAUUCUGGAAGUCCCAGGAAAUCUGCAAGUCCUACCAGAAUGUCUCCACCAAAACAUCGCAGGUCACCUGAUUAUGGAUCACCUUCUGGACGAGGUAUUCAAAGCCCACUAUCUAGUAUAUCGAGUGGAUUUGGCAGCUCAAGAAGUUCGGCAGAUAAUCUCGGUGGCAUUGAAGACCUUACUCCAAUUCAACAACAACUUGCUGAAAUAAAUCACAGAUAUAGUCUAAUUGGAAUAAAACUUUCUGAUCGUAGUCAAGAGAUAAAUUCCUUCUCAGAUGAAGUUAAAGUGUAUUUAGAUAGUCUUAAGAAUUUGUUGAGUUUCGUUCAAUCGAAAGAACGUCAAAUGCCAAAGGAACCUAUGCCUGUUCAUCGUGACCAAGCAGCUAAGCAACUACAAGCUCUGAAAGCUAUUCAGGACGAUAUGUUAGAAAGGCAAUUAGAAUUUGAUAGAUUAAAGUCUCAGACAGAAGAUUUAGCUCGAAGAAAGCCUACUACACCUGGUAUUGAUAAUUUACAGAUGCAAAUGUCUGACUUAGCUCAAAGAUGGAAUGAAUUACUGGCCACUCUGAAGGAUAAGACCUCAUUCCUGCAAGAUUUAAAAGAUUUCCAGGAUUCCCAAGAGGCUAUGAACACAUGGUUAGGUCAAAAAGAGAAAAUGUUCCAAGUACUGGGUCCCAUUGCCUCAGAUCCUCGCAUGGUUACUUCACAAAUUCAACAAGUUCAGGUGCUAAGAGAUGAAUUUACAUCACAAGAACCUAUCUUAAAUAAGAGCAGAGAGUGUGGCCAUGCUAUCUUAGAUCACCUUGAUGUAAACAGUCCAGCAGCUAAAAAAAUAAGGGAACAGCUACAAAAUACAAAUUUGCGUUGGGAUGAUUUGAUGAAUAAAUUAACUGAUCGUGAACAAAAUCUCGCAGCUGCAAGUGGAGCAGCAAAAGAAUUCCAAGACAGUCUGAACAGACUUCAAGAUCGCUUACAACACAUUUCUGAUGACUUUGAUCAUCUUUCUGAAGCUGGAACUGAUGCAGUUGAUCAGCUCAGAAAGCUGAAUGACUUAGAAGAGCAAUUGGAAGAUCAGCGCCCCUUACUAGCUGGUGCCGAAGCUGUAUGUGAACAACUCUGUGAUGUUUUGAGUGACCCAGCUUCCAAAUCAGAAAUAAAAAACAAACUGAAUGGUGUGGAAAAACAAUAUAAUAACCUGAACAGGAAAAUGAACAACAGAAAAGCUGAACUCGAAUCAGCCCUUAAAGAAGACAAAGACUUCUAUCUGUCUUUUGAUCGCAUUCAACAAUGGCUGAACGAUAUGGAAGAUACUUUAUCACACGAAUUCCUUGUAUCGGCAGACCAAGACAUCCUGAAACGUCAAGCUCAGGAGUUCGAGAGUGUUUACAAGCAAGUUCUUUCGAAGGAUCACGAAGUUCACUUAUUGAUGAGUAAAGGAGCUGACAUGCUUCAAAAAGUUACUCGCAAAGUGGAUGCAGCCCAACUUCAAAAUAAAAUGGAUUCUACUAAACGUCAGUGGGAAAAAGUUCGUAAAAUCGCAAAUGAUAGACACACCCUCCUACAGAAAUGCUCUGAGAACUGCAAAAAAUAUCACAACUCUUGUAAUUCUUUUGUACCUUGGCUUAACAAGUGUGAAGAUAAAGUUCAAAGUUUGCAACCAAUCAGUUUCCAAAAAACUCAACUUGAUAAACAAGUUAAAGAAAUUCAGGGUAUUAAAAAUGAUCUCAUUAAGCACUCUCAAGAAUUUGAAAAUACUUGUAACUUUGGAGAAGUUUUGAUUUCCUGCUGUGACAUUGAUGUUGAAAAUGUUCGAGAUGAUACUGACAGACUAAGAAAAAGGUGGGACAGACUGAAUCAUGAUGUGUUGGAAAGAGCUCAAGCAUUAGAUGAUAUUUCUCAUAAACUCAAUGUUUAUCAAGAUAAAGCUCGUGAUGUUAAUCACUCAUUGCAUAGACUUGAAGACAGGCUGCUCUCCCAUGAUGCUUUAGGAGAUAGUUCAAAAGAUCCAAAAUUAUUAGCCAGGAUGAAGGCUCUUCUAAACGAAGCAGGCGAUGUAAAACGUCAGUUGAAUGGUUUGAGAGACUAUGUUGAUAUUUUAGUAUCUGAGGCUUCACCCUCAGUCGAUACUUCUCAUAUCACCAAUGAAGUAGAGGACUUGGAAAAUCGCCAUAGAAUUUUAACUCAAAAAUUAGAAGAUAGAUGUUGUGAUCUGGAAUCUGCCUCUGAAGUUAUUGCUCAAUUUAAUAACAAAAUGAAAGAUGCUCACCUAGAUUUAAAUCACCUAGAAGAAGAACUGGAUAAUAUGUCUCCUAUUGCAAGGGAUGUGAAGACACUAAAUGCCCAAAUUAAUCAAAUUAAAAAUUAUUUGCAUCGACUGAAGCGAGCCAGAGAUGAUUUUGAAGAUGUUGAACAUCAAUGUAAUGACAUUAUCACUCACGGUUAUACACCAGAUCCUAAAGGUUGUCGAAAUCAGUUGGAUAGUUUACAGCGCCAACUCAUUAGACUGGAAGAAAGAGCAAAAACGAGAGAUAAUAAUUUGGAUGCUAUGUUAACAAGAUUAGAAAGAUUUUAUGAAGACUACACUCAUAUAUCUAGAGACUUGGAAGAUACUAUUCAUGAAGAACGAUCUUUUAAAUCUGUUGGAGGAGAAGUUGAUGCCAUUCGCUCUCAACAGGAAGAAUUUAAGCACUACCAUAAAGAUAGAUUAGAGCCACUAGGAAAACAGAUAGAUGGCAUCAACAAAGUUGGACAAGGUUUAAUCCAAUCUGCAUCCUCAGGAGUGGAUACAUCUAUAUUGGAACAAGACUUGGAUUCUCUUAAUGAAAAGUGGAACAAUUUGAAACAGAAAAUGAAUGAGAGAGAGAGAAAACUGGAUAUAGCUUUCUUACAGUCUGGUAAGUUCCAAGAUGCCCUGGAUGGUGUGCAGAAAUGGUUGGAAGAUACAGAAGAAAUGGUUGCUAAUCAAAAACCUCCUUCCGCUGAUUAUAAAGUUGUUAAAGCUCAAUUACAAGAACAGAAGUUCCUGAAUAAACUACUUUUCGAUCGACAAAACAGCAUGUCCUCUUUGAUGCAAAUGGGAUCAGAAAUAAUGAAAAAUGCUGAACCUAUGGAACGUAUGCAGAUAGAAUCUCAACUGAAUGACUUAAUGCAUAGGUUUGAUGAAUUGUCCAAUUCUGCUCAGGAACGCACUGAUGCACUCGAAAGAACCAUACCAGUUGCUAAAGAAUUCCAAGAUCGUAUUAUACCUCUAGAAGAGUGGUUAGAACAAACUGAGAAGAAGUUGGCAGCAAUGGCUACCAUUCCUACAGACCAGGAGAAAAUUAGGAAACGUAUGAUAGAGCAUGAGGCUCUCCAUGAUGAUAUAAUGGAUCACAAGGCUGCAUUUGAAGAAUUAACAGAGGUGGCUCAAACUCUAAUGAGCUUAGUAGGUGAUGAUGAAGCACAGAUGGUCGUAGAAAAAUUGCAAGAUGCCACAAACCAUUUUGCUAAAGUUGUGGAGGACAGUGAACACAUUGGUCAACUAUUGGCUGAAGCAUUCCAAGGACUUGGCUCAUUUAACAUGAACUAUGAAGAUCUCAUGGCUUGGAUUGAUGAAAUGGCGUCACGUUUUUCACGCUUCCGCACAUUGAGUGUGUAUGUUGAUAAACUGCAAGAGCAACUGGAUGAACUUGUUGAACUGAGUGAGGAAAUUGCAGAUCACCAGAAGCAAGUUGAUGAGGUUGCUAAUGCAGGUCAAGAAAUAAUGAAGCAUGCAUCAGGUGACGAUGUUAUUCGUAUGAAAGAAAAACUUGAUAAUCUGAGUGUAAAAUUCACAGACCUGACUAGUCGCGCAGCAGAUAAAUUGAGACAAGCUCAAGAUGCCUUACCCCUGGUACAAAAUUAUCAUGCAUCGCAUGAAAGAGUUAUAGUCUGGAUGGAGGAUACAGAAAGGCAACUUAAAAACUUAGAAAAUGUUGGACUUUCUAGCCAGGAGACUAUUAUUCAAAGACUUGAAGGAGAAAUCCAAGAAUAUAGACCUUUGGUUGAAACUCUAAAUCAUCUAGGUCCUCAGUUGUGUCAGAUGUCGCCAGGUCAAGGAGCAGCAGAUAUAGAAAAUCAAGUAACUCGUAUCAAUCGCAGAUUUGAUGCUAUAUGUGAACAAGUUCAAAGAAAAGCAGAACGGAUUGAUUUAUCAAAGCAGAGAAAUGUUGAAGUUAUUAGUGAUAUUGAAGACUUAUUAGACUGGUUUCAUGAUGUUGAAAAACAAUUAUUACAAGCUGAGCCUUUAACAGCUAAUCCAGAUUCAUUAGCUGUCUUACUUAAAGAACAAAAGGUUCUAAAUGACGAGGUGAGCAGUCAAAAAGGGCGCGUGAGAGAUAUCUUGUCUUCUGCCAAAAAAUUAAUGAGAGAGUCGAGUGGAAACGAUCUAGCAGAAGUGAGAAACAAAGCGGAUGAACUGAAAGAAGUUGCAAAUUCUGUGUCUGCCAUGUGUGCUGAUCGUCUAGCUGUCCUUGAGCAAGCGUUGCCACUAGCAGAACAUUUCUUUGAAACUCAUGCUGAUCUAUGCCAGUGGUUAGAUGAGAUUGAAAGUGAAGCUGAAUUGAUGGAAACACCUGCCAUGAAUGCACACCAAAUCAAAAAACAACAAGAUAGAAAUAAGGCUUUGAUGCAGUCCGUGCAUGAACAUAAACCUCUUGUUGACAAGCUGAAUAAAACAGGGGCUGCACUGAAAAAACUUUGCAUACCAAAGGAGGCUCAUAAAGUGCAGAACAUAAUGGACUCUGAUAACAGUCGAUAUAAUGCACUUAAAGAUAUACUUCGAGACAGACAAAAUGCUUUAGAAGAAGCUAUGCAAGCAACGUCUCAGUUCUCUGAUAAACUUGAUGGCAUGCUGAAUUCCCUGAGUAAUACUGCUGAGCAACUUCAGAAUGCUGAACCAGUUGCAGCUCAUGUAGAAAAACUGGAAGAACAAUUAAAUGAUAACCAAGCUGUUCUUCAGGAUCUUGACAAAAGAUCGAAUGCAUUAGAAGCUGUAAAAAGGGCUGCUGAUGAUGUCAUUGUUAAAGCAGGUGGAGCUAGAGAUCCAGCUGUUAAAGAUAUUAAACAGAAGCUUGACAAACUCAAUCAAUUAUGGGAUAAUAUUCAAAAAUUGGCAAGCAAUAGGAAUAGAUCCCUGGAGGAUGCCCUAGCAGCUGCUGAGCGUUUCUGGGAUGAGUUGACUAUGGUUAUGAAAGCUCUAAAAGAGCUCCAAGAUAGUUUGAAUGCCCAAGAACCUCCUGCUGUUGAACCGAGUGCUAUACAACAUCAGCAAGAUGCAUUGGAGGAAAUCAAACAAGAAAUUGAGCAAACUAAACCCGAAGUUGAGCAAUGCCGCCAAGCUGGCCAAGAUUUGAUGCAACUGUGUGGAGAACCUGAUAAACCUGAGGUUAAGAAGCAUAUUGAAGAUUUGGACUCUGCUUGGGAGAAUGUUACAUCUCUGUAUGCUAAACGUGAACAAAAUUUGGUGGAUGCUAUGGAGAAAGCCAUGAAUUUCCACGAUAUUCUCGGAAAUAUCUUGGAAUUUUUGGAUUCUGCAGAAGAAAGUUUUGCUGCUUUAGGGCCAGUUGGUUCAGACAUUGAAGCUGUGAAAGGCCAAAUUCAACAGUUGCAGGAAUUCAAGCAAGAAGUUGAUCCUCACAUGGUUGAAAUAGAAUCCCUCAACCGACAAGCUCAUGAGCUCAUGGAAAGAACAUCUCCCACUCAAGCUAAAGCUAUAAGGGAACCAUUGGCGGAAAUAAACCGUCGCUGGGAUGACUUGCUCAAGGGUAUCGUUAACAGACAGAGGGAGUUGGAGAAUGCUUUAUUACGCCUUGGUCAAUUCCAACAUGCAUUGGAUGAGUUUAUGGCAUGGAUGUCAAAAACAGAAAAAACUCUGGAUGACCUUACACCUGUCUUCGGUGAUCCUCAAGUUAUUGAAGUUGAACUUGCUAAGCACAAAGUAUUGAUGAAUGAUAUUCAAGCUCAUCAAACUAGUGUAGACACUCUCAAUUCGGCUGGUAGGCAGUUAAUUGAAGCUAACCGUGGUAGUGAAGAUGCCAGCGUCACUCAGAGCAAAUUGAACAAGUUAAAUAAGAGAUGGCAAUUCUUACAAGACAAAGCUGCUCAACGACAGAGGGAGUUGGAAGAAGCGUUACACGAGGCUCAAAUUUUCAACCAAGAGAUCCAAGAUUUAUUGAUGUGGCUUAGUGAUAUUGAUAGUCAGUUAGUAUCUUCUAAACCAGUGGGUGGUCUACCAGAAACAGCUAGAGAACAACUUAAUAGAUUUAUGGAACUUUAUAAUGACCUAGAUAACAAUAAACACAAAAUAGAUUCGGUGAUGCAACAAGGUCAAGAUUACCUGAAGCGUUCAAAUGAAGGGGCAGCUGGUAAUUUGCAGCAUAACCUUAAAACUCUCAAACAACGCUGGGAAAAUGUACUCAAUAGAGCCAACGAUAGAAAAAUUAAAUUGGAGAUUGCACUCAGAGAAGCAACAGAAUUCCAUGGAGCCUUACAAGAUUUUGUUGAAUGGCUCACAAAUGCUGAAAAAUUCCUUACUAGUCUGAAGCCAGUAAGCAGAGUAAUGGAUGUCGUACUCGAACAAAUCGAAGAUCACAAAGCUUUCCAAAAAGAAGUCAGUGCUCAUCGAGAAGUGAUGCUCAACUUAGACAAAAAAGGAACACACUUGAAAUAUUUCAGUCAGAAGCAAGAUGUCAUUCUAAUUAAGAACUUACUGAUCAGUGUUCAACAUAGAUGGGAAAGAGUUGUUUCAAAAGCUGCGGAAAGAACCAGAGCUUUAGACCAUGGAUACAAAGAAGCAAAGGAAUUUCAUGAUGCUUGGUCAGAUCUCAGUCAUUGGCUGGAUGAUGCGGAGAAACAACUGGAUGUACUUACCCACGUUGGUAAUGAUCCUGAGAAGAUAAAGCAAAUGUUAGCUAAGCAUAAAGAAUUUCAGCGAACUCUUGGCUCAAAGCAACCCUAUUUUGAUGGAACCAUGAAACUUGGUAGAAAUCUCAAAGAAAAAUGUCCUAAAGUAGAUGUGCCCGUUUUGCAGGAUAUGAUGGAUGAUCUGAAGAAUAAGUGGAAUAAUGUCUGUGCCAAAUCUGUUGAUAAGCAACGAAAACUGGAAGAAGCUCUCCUGUUCUCUGGUCAAUUUAAAGAUGCUGUUCAAGCUCUCAUCGAUUGGUUAGAAAAAGCUAAAAAAACUUUAUCUGAAAACCAGCUCUUGCAUGGAGAUCUAGACACUGUCAUGGCUCUUGUGGAUCAACAUAAAUCUUUCCAAGAUGAAUUAAAGAGUAGAGCAAACAAUCUGGAAUCAGUACGAAGAACAGCCAGGGAAUUGUUAGAAACUGCCAGUGAAGAGGAUGCCAAUCAUAUUCGAGAACAGUUGUCACAACUUGAUCAAAUGUGGAUUGAUGUUGCCAAUCUGGCAGAAGAAAAACAAAGAAAGCUUGAUGAAGCCCUUCACGAAGCUGAAAGACUGCAUAAAGCUGUCCAUAUGUUACUUGAGUGGUUGUCAGAUGCAGAAAUGAAGCUUAGAUAUUCUGGUCCCUUGCCAGAUGAUGAAGAAACUACCAAACAACAAAUAGCUGAUCAUGAAAACUUCAUGAGAGAGAUGAUUGAACAGGAAGUGAACAAAGAUACCACCAUCGCCCAUGCUCAAGAAAUACUGAAAAAGUGCCACCCAGAUGGUGUGUCGGUUAUUCGCCAUUGGAUAACCAUCAUUCAAUCACGAUGGGAAGAGGUAUCAUUGUGGGCCAAACAGCGAGAACAGCGUCUCAAUGAUCACCUGAGAUCCCUGAGAGACAUUCUUGAUCUUUUGGAAGAACUUUUGAACUGGUUGAUCAGUGCAGAAAAUACUCUCACUACACUAGAAGCAGAACCAUUACCAGAUGAAAUUCCUGUUCUUGAACAACUCAUAGCAGACCACCAAGUAUUCAUGGAUGACAUGACCAAACGACAACCUGAUGUUGAGCGGGUGACCAAAGCUUUCCAAUCUAAACGCCAACCACCUCAACAACAGCAAAGUCAUCCAGGAAAAGACAAAGGUCGUGAAAGGCAUGAAUCGGCACACGAUCGCAAAUCUGGAAGAAGUACUCCCUCAAUACCCAAAACACCUGCAAACCGUCAAGGUUUUGAACCUGAAAUUAAAAAUCCUAGAGCUAGGGAGCUUGUAGACAGGUGGAGAAAUGUCUGGCUUCUAGCUAUGGAGCGACAGCGCAGACUUCAAGAUAAACUGAACUAUCUUAAAGAGCUGGAAAGAAUAAAGAACUUUGAUUUUGAUGAAUGGCGUAAAAAGUUCCUGGCAUGGAUGAAUAACAAAAAAUCCAGAGUAAUGGAUUUGUUCCGAAAAAUUGAUAAAGAUAAUGACGGAAAAGUAACUCAAGAAGAAUUUAUUGAAGGCAUUCUGAAAUCUAAAUUCCCAACUAGUCGCUUAGAAAUGGAAAGGGUGGCUGAAAUAUUUGAUCGCAAUGGUGAUGGCUUCAUUGACCACAAAGAAUACAUAGAUACUCUUCGACCUGAUCGAGAAAAGGGACCACUGACAGAAGCUGAAAAAAUACAAGAUGAAGUUCAACGACAAGUUGCUGAAUGUACAUGUGCUCAACGAUUCAAAGUAUAUCAAGUUGGUGAAGGCAAAUACAGGUUUGGUGAGUCUCAAAAGUUGCGGUUAGUGCGAAUUUUACGCAGUACUGUAAUGGUAAGAGUUGGAGGAGGAUGGGUAGCGUUAGAUGAAUUUUUGGUAAAGAAUGAUCCCUGCAGAGCCAAAGGUAGAACGAAUCUUGAACUGAGAGAACAAUUCAUACUGGCAGAAGGUGUUAGUCAGUCACUUCAACCUUUUAAACCUAAAGCCAGUCCCAAUUCAUCACAGUCUUCCCAAAGUGCAUCCUUUAAUCGAUUGCCUGCAACGGGUCCCAUAACAAAGGUAAGAGAAAAAAGUGAACGCAGUGUUCCCAUGAGUAAGCAAAGAAGCAACGAUUCUGCUAGUGACUUCAGUUAUAGUGAUGCAGAUAGUAGUUUUGGCUCAAAAUCAGCAAAGUCUAGAACUCCCAACCGACUGACUCCAGGAGGUUUCAGUACCCGUAACGGUAAGCCGUCGAGCAGGCCGUCCAGUCGUCCGCCGAGCCGAGCGGCCAGUGAUCUCUCGGCCAACGAUGUCGAUAGCUACAGAGCCCGUAAGAUGGGGUCAUCUGGUGCCAGGCAACGCACUCCCAGUGCCUCGUCUCAGACAUCCGGGCGAGGGAGCGGCACCAAAAUUCCCACGGUGCGUCGCACCCCCUCCUUCACAAAUUCUUCCAGCAAGACUGAACCUGUGAGGCGAGAAAGAGAACGAUGGAAAUGAAAAGUUUAAUUGUAUAGAUAAUUAUUACUGCUGACUCUUUAACAGGUGAUGAGGCUUUACUAAAGUAUAAUCCGGCAUUAUACAAACUGCCAUCGUAAGGAACUGGCGAGUUCCUUGUUUUUCUAACUGUGAUACCAGGAUAAAAGUCUUUGUGGAGAGAAAGCUGGUAUUCUAUUAUUAACUCUUAACACUAUUCCUUUUUAUCAUAUCAUUAACGUAAAUAAUGGUUAGCGGUUGGACUGGAAUAUAUUUAUUCCGUUAACAUUCCAACUACCUAAUUUAUUGAGUGGCCAUUAGAUGUUUCAAAACAAUGUGGCUUGCCUUUUGAAAAUAUUGAUCAAAGCCUUUUUAUGCGAUGUAUAGUGCAUAUUUUUAAAAUAGUCAAAGCCUGUCGCUAUGAGAUCUGAUUUAGUAAAAAAGGAAUUCGUUACUUUAAUGGAGCAUUCGGUGAAAUGAGUGCUUUUCAGGUAUUUUUGCAAACACAAGUGCCAAGUGGACUUUCCCUGAAAAUAGGUUCUUUGAAAAUAUAUUUAAUUUCAUAAAACAUUUUAAUGAAUUCUAAUAUUUUAAUGGUUACCUUUUUAGAAAAUCUAGAGUUUCAUCAAUGCUUUAUAUAGAAAAUGUUUUCUCAUCUGUGGAGGAUGAUUUAUUUUUGGAUGACCAUUCCUCAAUAUUUGUAUUUUUAAUGAACUAUUUUAAUCAUAGCUUAUUCUCUAUUAAUUUCUUAACGAAAGCAAACCCAAUGUUUGCAUACAUUUUUAAUAUAAGAGUGCAUUCUCAUUCAUUAACAUUUUUUUGUUUGCUUGUUUUUGUUCAUUAAAAUGUUUGUAUAAA
Molecule: messenger RNA, 24793 nt
Organism: Parasteatoda tepidariorum (common house spider)
Lineage: Eukaryota; Metazoa; Arthropoda; Arachnida; Araneae; Theridiidae
Gene: shot
Product: dystonin-like protein short stop
Biological process (GO): cytoplasmic microtubule organization; intermediate filament cytoskeleton organization; wound healing
Cellular component (GO): cytoskeleton; hemidesmosome; membrane
Molecular function (GO): microtubule binding; structural molecule activity; calcium ion binding
Source: RefSeq, a predicted model, not a curated record